CUACACCAUUAUCAAGCAACCUUGACUGAAAAGCUCCAGUACUAAGUUGCAAACGGAAACAGCUGUUUUAUCUUUAUAUUUUACCCUUAAACCAACAUUUUUAUUACCUUCUAGAUAUCAAACAAAUCCUAUGAAAACUCCAAAAACGGACGCAGUUUUCGAUAUGUUGCGUCGAAUUCUGUACGAGUCUCCGGGGAGAAAGCCCAUUCCCAUGGAUACAGCUGCAUUACGCCGUCACGAAUACAUUUCGUUGGCUUGGAACUUGUCUCGGCAGGAAAAACGGUGUCAACAGAGUCUUCAGUUGCGAAAGCAGUACCAAGAGAUGCAAAGGUCGUGUCAGGAACUUUAUGAGAUCAGUCGUGUCCUGUUUGACAAAGCUAUGGCGGAGCCGAAAGAGAGGCGGUUUCCCGUAGAUAUGCGUAUUCCAACGGAAACACCUCCUCGUAGCGCGUAGAGCAGACAAAGAGCCCAAUAAAAUACACCCAUGCCAGUUCAGUUCCCACUUGACACACCGUGCUUCCAGACAUGGAGAACGUUUCCAUUUCCAUUCCCUUUUCGUUUUUCCUUUCACGUCUCUCUUUAUUUUUAUCAAUCCGCUGUUUUUCUUCUCGACCUUAUAGCCAGAAGCGACGGCGGUCGGAUUCUUCACCAGCGUUACUCUCGAAGAAGACCUCACCCUUCUUGUUGUCCCAGAUGCCGCGUUGCACCAUGCGAAGCCGCAUGGUAAAACGGGGACCGAGUUCCUGGAGACCAGCUCCAAUUCCGUCGGGCAUUUGAGACUUUUCUUUGAACAUGUACCGAUGACGACGGAAAAACAGAAAGUCGCGCUGACAGUGAAUGGUUACAACCUGCCGUCCUUGAAUCUGAGGUUGUUGCAGAAAGAGAGACUGAAAUGCACGAGCGACAGUGAUACCGAGACGCGUCGAAAAGUUAUUGAUGAUUAACUCGGGAAUAUGACCGGUGGCGCGUCCGUGAUUCGAGAUUUCUUUCGCCAGCUGUAAACUGGACAAUGUAAAGUAGAAUGACGGUCCGCUGGGUAAGUGGACGAGCGUCAAUGCGUUCGUAACUUUAUGGUCUUCAUUCAGUACCAGCAGGUCUGUGUAGCCUCGU
Schizosaccharomyces japonicus yFS275 is the source of this 1110-nucleotide messenger RNA. RefSeq names its product ribosomal protein subunit L28. The transcript has a single exon. Lineage: Eukaryota; Fungi; Ascomycota; Schizosaccharomycetes; Schizosaccharomycetales; Schizosaccharomycetaceae. Bases 131 to 454 code for a protein of 107 amino acids. Gene Ontology annotation, biological process: mitochondrial translation. Gene Ontology annotation, cellular component: mitochondrion. The record is from RefSeq and is a predicted model, not a curated record. Gene Ontology annotation, molecular function: structural constituent of ribosome.